AUGACUAUAGCUCCAAAGAAACGAGCCUGCGAUUGGUGUCAUGCUUUAAAGCAGGUCUGCUUAGGAGGAAAUCCGUGUGACCGAUGCUUUCGAAACGGUUGGAAUUGCACCAAUCAGCGGCCAGUUAAGAAAAUAGGAAGACCGCCAAAGCCGAUGGACGAUAAGCCAGAGAAGCCGCGAAAAUACAACAAGAACGGGUGUCUCACUUGCAAGCGACGAAAGCGCAAGUGCGAGAACGAAACCUGGCCAUGUAAGUUGUGCUCACGGCUUGGCAUCAAAUGCAGUGGAGGCGUUGGUACCGCGACCUCUGCUGAAAAUCUGCUAAUGAAGGAAAUCAAUGCUUUCGACGAGCUCAAGGAAACAGAAAAAAUGUACAUGAAGUACUUUGUCAAUGACGUAGCACCAAUAUUGUUUGCUAAAAGCCACGCUCAUGUGUUCCUCAAGCAGGUAGUUAAUCUUGCAUUACUCUACCAACAGAUCAGAGACCCUAUUUUGGGGAUCGCUGCGACUCAUCGCUCUUGCAAGUUAGACCAUGAGCUGUGCUCCGUUCGCGAGCUUAGUCCGGCCUAUAGAGAUUCGAUCAGUUAUCGCGCUCGCUCGAAACUCUCUGAAUAUCCCCAGUGCUCAGAUGAGAUAGAACUUCUCUCUGUGCUGCUGUCUGUGAUGAUGGAAAUCCUUGUUGGAGAUAGUCUUGACUGGUCUCAGUUGCUGAAACGAGCUUACAGAAUACUUGAGAGAUGUGGUGGUAUUCUGUCUCUAACAAAUGACAAAGAGGACCAGCUAAAACUGAUUAGCGUCCAGCUUUUUUGUUAUCUGGAUUUUGUAUCAAGUUUGAGCACAUGCAACCCACCGUAUAUCGAAAUGCAGCAAAUGAGCCAGUUUAAGACAAGCUACAACAUAUCUGAAUCGCUAGAAGAGUUUGAUGUUGCAUGUCUCGUGGAUGAGAAUUCAUUGUUUAAUGCAGAAAUAGAUUCUCGCUUUGUUUCUUCGCUACUGAGUGACAGAGACACUUCAAAUAUACUCAAAAUUGAGCUCGGGUUUAAGUUUGGCAUCGCAGGUGAUAUCUUUAAAAUAAUGGGCAAGAUAUCUGCUCUAGCAAGUCUUCGCAAGCUGCGCGGAAAAGACAGUAAGCACGAUAUUGAGUUCGAUCGGUUUGCGAGCGAGAUAGAGAUGAAGUUGCAAAAUUGGGAUGUGCCUGAGGAGAUCAAUUUUGAAAAUAUCUCAGAUUUUCAGAGGACGCAGUAUGCGUUGGCGUUGCAGUGGGCUUGCUUCUUGCGGCUGCAUCAGAUACGCUAUGGAUACAACAGGGAUGACUCAAGGCCCAAGGGGUGUCUGGUGAACAUUCUGCAGGCUAUAGACUCUAUUCCUGAAGGGUCACAGCUGGAAAGUGGACUAAUGGUUCCUCUCAUUCUUGCUGGGUCUGUGGCUAGUCGAGAGGAUGACCGUAGAAUGAUUUUGAAAAGGAUGAGAAAUAUCAGAGGAACGCUGAAGUUUCCUUACAUCCAGCGAUUUGAGUCGCUACUGAUGAGAAUCUGGGAGCGGGACUCCCUGGACGGCAAUUUUGUGAACUGGGCAGCUGUCAGAUAUUACGAGUUUCCUGGACUGGUCAUGUUUUAG
Ogataea haglerorum is the source of this 1617-nucleotide messenger RNA. RefSeq lists its product as uncharacterized. Gene Ontology annotation, cellular component: nucleus. Gene Ontology annotation, biological process: positive regulation of transcription by RNA polymerase II. Bases 1 to 1617 code for a protein of 538 amino acids. Gene Ontology annotation, molecular function: DNA-binding transcription factor activity, RNA polymerase II-specific; zinc ion binding; transcription cis-regulatory region binding. The record is from RefSeq and is a predicted model, not a curated record. NCBI's taxonomy places the organism in Eukaryota, Fungi, Ascomycota, Pichiomycetes, Pichiales, Pichiaceae. The transcript has a single exon.